AUGGGGACCAGUGCUUCAGCUAUAAGUGAGACUCCAGGCGGGGACUUACGCCUGCCAGCAUCAGGACUACGGUUCAGUGCUCAUCAUCUCAGAUCUCUCAACGCAUACAUUGAAACAUUAUAUGAGGAAGAUCAGAAAAACCGAAUGUCAGUGUCAACGGAGAUGAUGGUGGAAGCCCUCGUUCAAAAACUUGUGGAUGGAGCUGGGCAGAGGGACCCUCGGUUUCGUUGUAGUCAUCUGAUCGCCUUGCACCGAGGGAAGAAGAUGCGGUCUAGAUCUCUAGAAUACCUGGUCACCAUCGAUUCUUUACCACCUCUUAACACGGAUGAUGACUGCCGUCUCCAAGAAAGCCCAGUGGGCUAUGGGAAGGUACGCUUGUCUGGUCGAGAGGCAGACAAAUGGGGAGAGUUCCUGACCUCAGCGGGUUAUUUAUGUAGGGAUAAAAUUGUGGAGAGAUGGGUGCAAUUGAUAGCCCGUUGCGCGCAGUCGCGCGGAGGCGGCGCUUCAAGAGUCCUCUGCGCACGCGCGCAUCAACAUGCUUUACCGUAUUCCUACUGCUAUCUCGAAACAUCACACCAGAGCUCAACAGAGCGUCGACUGGCGAUAGUGGAAGGUCCGGCCUGGGUGAUGCUACGUGUCGGGGUGGGAGAGGCGGAGGCCAAGUUGAUGCUGGGCGCAAGGGUGGGCGGAUGCAGCCCCCACGCGUAUACCAGUACUGUACCCAUCACUCAUCCGUUGGCUUUGCUUCAUUAUACCGCUGCUAAAGGGGGCUACUACGCAGUAACGGUAGGUCCACCAUCAUCAAUGGUGUGUGCUGAACGAUCUUCCACCUGGCAAUUGUGGCAUCCGGCGUUGGAAGCCACAUUGGACUCGCAUUGUGCGGAGUAUUCUCAUGUGGGAAAAUUGGCUGGAGCCUUGAAUGUGUUGGUUGACAAGAUGAGAGAAGGAUGCUAUGAGGGUUCUCUCCAACUGCUAAGUCGUUAUGCAGUCAGUUGCGCUCUCCGGCGCCGCCUCUAUCGAUGUUCCACCUAUAAAAGUACCACUGCAAGGGCCUGUCUCACUUCCCAUGUCUCCUAUCAUCUUCUACUAAUUUUAGAUGACCUACUUCAGCUGUGUUCAGGCGGUGGUGUCACCGGUUUUGUAUACCCCGUAGAGAAAGGUUGCCUCGUCAGAAGAGCGGCGAGAGACAUCAACUGGACUGCUGAUAUCACGGCUCUCACUCGAUGUCUGCAAUAUUUGCAUAGAAUUACUGGAGACGAAGAAAUUCCUAAAUCUCCCUCUGAAACAUUGGAAACAGCGAUCUUUAGUAAAUGGGAGAGACUCUCACACGAAGUAAGAUGCACUGGACCUGGGAGUUAUACGAAGAGACAAUUACGAUAUUUGAAUAGAGUCACAUCAGAAUUGGUGCGGUGCAAGCGUUCUAUUGCAUAUGAAAGUCAUAGUACAUUUCGAGCCAACCUCAUUCAAGUUACGGCAAUGAAUUUAGAAUCUGUCGAAGAUUUGAUUCACAUAAUGGCGAUAAUUUUGGAUCAAGCGCGUGAUGUGUAUUUGAAUAAUGUUAAAAGUAGAACAGUUGGAGAGUUUGAAAGGGAGUUGACGGCUUAUAGGUCCAAAAAGUGGAAUAAAUUGAAAGACUACUACGAUGCAUCGUCAGCGUGUUUAAUAGACGCUGUGAGACGAGACAAGGACGUGAGAGAGGAAGACCUCACAGAAGACACGAGUCUCAUGAAUACUGUAUUACACUGGCUUUAUAAGGGUGCAAAAGAAGAUAAGAAAUACCUUGGCCCAGUUCUAAAACCAUUUUUAGAUGAUUUAUUUGUGUCAUCAUUAGAAAACUCAUGGUUUUCGGAAGACUUUAUAUCGAAAAAUAGUGAUUUGGAAAUUGACGGAUUGAGGGAAUACUGUAUGGGGGUUCAUGAAGGAGUAAUAGAACCGCGAAAGGGACUGGUCGAAGUGGCAAAGAAGCAAGCUUGGGCUAAAGCGAUUGUGGAUUUUGUUGAUAGACACCGACUUGUUGAUUUCCGUUUAAUAUUUCCAACCGGCGAUGGUCUAGCGGUAUCAUAUCCUCUUAAGCUAUCUUCUAGAAGAGACCAAGCAAGGACUUUGACGCUGAAUAGACGGGAUAAGGCUGAAGCUAAACUGAAAUUAGCAAAACGAUGUGUUGUUAACGCAUUUAAUGAUGUCCUUGUUGGAAAACGAUUUAACAAUAAACAGAACCACCAUGGUAGUACCGACGAAAUUUUAACUUGCGCGAAAAACGGUAGCUUUUGGAGAACUACCAAACCAGAUAUUAUUCCAUCAGCGUCAAGCACUUUGGAGGUACCGAAGGUCAGACGUAGACGUCCAGCCACUAUGUAUGGGUUUCCAGAAAUUUCUAUCACCAACCAAUCAGAUACAAAGACGAUGCGACGAAAAUACCAUACAUUGAAGAGCUUGGUGUACUCAGACCAGGUAGACGUUAAAGAGAUGCGCAGAAGACCGAGAUCUGCUGGGUCUUCUAUGAAAAAUAAGGAGCCAUUGAGUAGACCAAGUCUUUUAGAGACUCUUGAUUUUAUUAAUAGCGUAAAGGAUGCACUUUGCGUAGAAGAGUCAGGCGUGUCGGAUGUAGAAGAUAGCGGCUGGAGCGUAGAAGAUGAAUGGGUUCUCACUCAAGUCACUCCACUUAACAUGAUAACAACAAGCGAAACGGGAACAUUACAUCUUUUGCUGUCUGACAUUAUACUUUCUGCUUUACGAAGAGGAUGUUUUACGAUGUUGCAAGAAUUGUGUUUGUUUCUUGGUGAGUCGAGCGAAGGAGCGUUAUUCUCGCUCCAUCGACUGUCACGCGCCGCUCGGGCCAGGAGUAGCGAGCGUGUUAAUAGUACCUGGAAGCUCCCCGAAGCACAGUUGCCCAUAAUAACACAGCAGUACAAAGUACGACCACCUGAUUAUUUCUCUGGAGAUGAAACACAACCUCCCCCUAUACCUAAGCGAUCUACCUCUAACGAAAUAAUCAAACAGUACGACUGUUCACCUAGAAUAGAAAUCAAGCCAUCCACAGGCAUAAUUAAUCCCAUAUAUGACAUAAAAAUACCAAAAGAUAAAUUUGUGAAACGAACGAAAUCGUUAAGUAGGACGCCCAGUACCAAGAGUGAUAAUUUAACUUUGCGUAAAAACAAAACAAAUGACGUACACAAUGCUAUAGAGGGGAUCGAAAUGAAAAAACAUUUUCUCCAACGAUAUAAUGGGAACGGCACUAUUGGUUCAUAUAGAAUUAGUAGGAACAAUAUUGAAUAG
Messenger RNA from Pieris macdunnoughi, 3276 nucleotides. The record is from the annotation of a GenBank genome assembly. Lineage: Eukaryota; Metazoa; Arthropoda; Insecta; Lepidoptera; Pieridae.